AUGGGCGAUUCAUCAAAUGAUACUGAAGCAGAUGGUCUGCAUUCUACAGUAGAAGAUGAAUCGGACAUGCCGCACUUGCCUUUGAAACGUGUCAAGUUCAAGGGAGGCAAAACACCAUUGCAUAAGGCAGUGCUAGAGGCAGAUCUGCCUGGAUUAAAAAAGAUUUUGAGUUUUCCGAAACUCUCAUGGUUGAACGUGAAAGCGAAAGGUGGUUGGACCGCCCUCCAUUGGGCUACCAAGUGUCCUAGUCCCGAGUUCAUACGGCUGCUACUAGAGAAGGGUGCAGAUCCUACUCUGCUAACGAGAGAACACAACUCUGUCUUGCAUUCAGCAGCGUCUCGUGGAACAGUAGAAAUGGUCAAGAUGAUUGUUGAAACACGCCGACUGGACAUUAACGCACAAACUCUAAAGGGAUGGACACCUAUCCACUGUGCCGUGAAUAGCCAGAAAGUAGAUGUGUUGAAGUUUCUUAUCAAAUGCAAGGCUGACAUUUUUGUUGCUACUGAGGAAGGUUGGUUGGCUUUGCAUCUGGCUUGCAAAGUUGGCAGUCUGCCUAGCUGCCAAGCUCUUUUGGAGGCAACAGACAGCGAGCGUCAAAAGGAAAUGUUGCUUGCAAGGCCUAAGAAUGGAUGGACUCCUCUCUUUUGUGCUGUGAAUGGUAUGAAUGGUGGCCAUCUUGACAUAGUGCAAUGGCUUGUUGAAAAGUGGAAAGUGCCUGUUGAUGAGCCAGAUUGUGGAGAGAAUAAGUACACAGCACUUCACAUUGCCAGCAAGCUUGGAUUUCAACAAAUUGCACAAUAUCUCAUCAGACAGAAAGCAAAUGUUGAUUCAGUUACCAAAAAUGGCUACAGACCUCUUCACUGGGCAGCUUUGUACAAUAAAGAGGACAUUGUUGAUGUUCUCAUUGCAAACAAAGCAACUGUGAAUGUUCAAAACAGUGAUAAAAACACUCCUCUGCAUCUUGCCAAGAAGAAAGGUCAUGAAUCUGUGUAUGAGAAGAUCUGCAACGCAGGAGCAGAUUUGUCUAUCAGAAAUGCUAGUGGUUUUACUGCGGCAGAAGUGAUGUCUGAAAUUCCUCCAGAAAUUCGAUCUCGAGGAAAGUCAGCUAUUCGCCAUUUUAGAGCAGCUUUACGAGAUGGGAAAACUAAGCCACACAGAAUCAAGCUUAUGCUGCUAGGAGAUGCUCGUGUUGGCAAAACUUCUCUCUUUCGAUAUCUUACUGGUCAGGAAUUUUUAGAUGUUGUAGCUCGGACCGAGGGCAUUGACACGAGGCUAAUCAGCACUCCUGAUGUUGAACCUGUCAGUGACACUGUGUGGAAGGUGAUGGAUGUGCGUCACUCAGAUUUCAAUGACAAAAUAGCUCAGGAAAUUGUAAAACGUGUCAAGCAAGAUGAGAUUGCUUCUACUAAACCACGUUCUCGUGUAUCGAUAGAGGAACUACGUUUACAAGGUGAUGAUCAGAAGUCAGCAAGCAGAUUAGAGGCAAGUUAUACUGUAACAAGAACAGAAACACACGCACAAGGCAGACCAUCAUCAUCAGACCAUCAGACUGUACCACGAUUUGCAGUACCACCAGCUGCUUUGAUAGAAGGGUCUGCACAAGAAAGCUAUGUGACUCAACGUAGAAUGGUAAGAGAUGACAGACGCUACCUUUCAGUACAGAGGCGGCAACCAUGCAGGAGUAAUCGAGUGCAUUUUUCUGAUGAGCCACAACAACAUUUUUACAGUAGAUCUUAUGAUGAUGAAGGCCCUGUAACCAAGAAAAAGAAGAUACGAAGAAAGAGAAGAUUUGAACCAGAACUAUUGCAGCAUGACUUUAGUGAAUUGCCAAUGCUGAAAUUGAAGAAGCACUGGCAAUUAAGUGGCACUCAGACUGAUGAAACGGUCAAACUAAGUGUUUGGGAUUUUGCAGGUCAACCUCUGUAUGAGCCUAUGCAUCACAUCUUUCUCACCAGACGGGCUAUUUAUCUUAUUGUGUUCAAUCUAGCCAAGUUGACUGACAGAGGAAUUACUGAUGCAGACUUGCAACGUAUUCAUAUGUGGGUUGCGUCAGUUCAUGCUCAUACAUCUUUGGAGCCUGAACCAGUGCGACUAUUCUUUGUUGGCACUCACAAGGACAGCGAGAAAGCAACAGAAGAUCGUGUGAAGAUGGCAAUAAACCAAAUUGACAAAUGCUAUCAGAAAUCAGAGGAGUUUGCUUGUCACAUUGAAUAUGUCCCAGUUGAUGAUGACGAGGAUAAUGAUGAACUUUUAGCUCGAGUUGAGAAUUCCUGUCCUGACUUUAAAGACAGAAAUGUUUGUGUACUCCGAAAGGCUAUAGUAAAGGCAGCUUUAGCAAGAAGCUACAUGAAAGAAGAUAUUCCUUUGUCAUGGCUUCAAUUUGAAGAAAAAAUUUUGAAAUUUCAUCAACAGUCUUUAUUUGACAAGAUGGAACAUUCAGCUAGUGAACCUCGGUGUUUGUUACCUUUUGAUGAAAUGAAAGAAAUUGCAGCCCAAUGCAAUGUUGAUGUGCAUAAAGGUCCAUUCCAGACAAUGAGUACAUUUUUCCAUGAUGUUGGACUUAUUGUUGUACCUGCUGCAAUGCAAGGAUUAGAUGAAGAAAUGAAAAAGUCUCUUGAAGAGUUUGUAAUUCCUAAUCCACAGUGGCUUGUUGACCUGAUGACACUUCUUGUCAAAUUACCAAACAAAAGUAAGAGAGACUCAAGUUAUCGUUCUGAUUGGCUUAUUCUUGAAAAGAAAGGAAUUUUGACACAGAAGCUCAUGCACCACAUCAUGCAUGACCUUCAUAAAUUUUCUGACAGUGACGUUGGCAUACUAUGCCUUUUAUUCCAAGCACUAGGAUUUAUCUGUAAGCUGUUGCACAGGCAAAUCUCUUUAUCUCCUGAUACAAAGCAGCUAACAGAAGAAGUGAAACAAGUGACACUGGAAGCCAGUCGUGAUGAAUCUGAACAGCAGCAAACUGACCAACGUAUAACAGACACGCAUGCAGAGAUAUAUCUUGUACCUUGUCAACUUCCAGAAGACCAUCCUGAUCUUGAAGAGUUGUUGCACAACUGGGAAAAAGAAUUCUACUUUGACUUUGCCGAUUUUCUACCUCCUUGGCUAUAUUUGCAUCUCAUUGUGCGACUUCUUACUCACAUGCAGCAACAGCCAGAGUUGCAACAUAGCCUGAAGUGUGAACGGCUUCCUAUCCUAUCAAAGAGGGCUUGUCUAAUGGCCCAGAACUUGGGCAUUCGCUUUAUUAUUAAGCCAUUGGCAAACCGGAUUAUUGUGCAGCACCAACUGAGUGAUUGCAAAGAUGAAAAGAAAUUGAUGUCGUGGCUGUUCAAUGUUGUUGCCGAAAUUUCGAAAAAAAAAUUAAAAAAUCUCACAUUCAGUUGUGGUCGUCUGUGCCCACAUGUUACGUGCCUAAAAAGGCACAUUGCCACCAAAGUUGAGGAACUUGAUAUGCACGUUUUUUAUGAUAAUGACUUCAUUCAACUAAGGCGACAAGGUUUAGCUGCUGCAAAGUGUUUACAUCAAGUUCGACUCUCUGCAGCUGAGCGGAACAGGGAUGACUGCAUGAAAACACGGAUUACAUCCAUCAAUUCAGUUCUAUCAGCAGCACAGACUGAAGCUCACGUAGAGGAAAUGUGUAACUACACAAACGGUGUUUGCCAUUAUGUAGAUGACGUAGUUCUAUGCGACUUUGCUGAUCCUGGUGUGAGUGCAUCUCAACAUGUAAGAGAGGAGCCAGACGCUGGUAGUUCGAAAACUAUUCUGCCUCAGCAAGCACUGCUGCUCGAGUCUCUUGAAGGACCUGUCUCAAAGAAACAUAUUAAUCUACUGGCCAAACAGCUUGCAGAGAAUCCUUCUCUUAACUUGACAUUUUUGGCCGCCGCUUUGAACGUAGAGGUAGAUGAGACAGUCAAGAGGUUGAAAAAUGUCAGAGAGCAGUGUUUUGAGAUUCUGACUAGAUGGCAUACACAGGCUGCUGCUGAAGACGCAACAGUAGGCUAUCUCAGACGAGCAGUUGAAGAAGCAUUGUGACAUAUCUAGUGUGCUAUGUGUUCAGCAGGAAUUGUUUUUGGGAGUUGACUUAUAUAGCUAGCUAGCUUUACGGAUUCUAAGCAUAUGCGUGUAUAUGUUAAGUUAAUUAAUUAAACUGUUUCAGUUGCAUAGCUAGUUUAAAUUAAUAUUGACAGGCCACUGCA
Corticium candelabrum is the source of this 4193-nucleotide messenger RNA. RefSeq lists its product as uncharacterized. Bases 1 to 4029 code for a protein of 1342 amino acids. The record is from RefSeq and is a predicted model, not a curated record. Gene Ontology annotation, molecular function: protein binding. The transcript has 14 exons. Lineage: Eukaryota; Metazoa; Porifera; Homoscleromorpha; Homosclerophorida; Plakinidae. Gene Ontology annotation, cellular component: cytoplasm.